CUACAUAUAUAAAGAGAUAACGAUAUAACCAGCAACGGAAGAGGUUCCGAAAAACAGUCGAGAUCCGAACGUCGCGGAGUUUACACAUAAAUAAAAGGUUUCGAAGCGGAGUCAAGUCCCAGGAAGUAUCAUCAUGCUGAAGGCGAUUAUUAUUUUUGCCACGGUCUUGGUCGCCGUGGCCCUGGCCAUGCAACCAUUGGACGCCAAGGACGAUAAUAGCCGCCACCACCACCUGAACCACAAGCGCCAGUUGUCCCAGCACACCCACAGCCAUCAGCAACAUGGUUCAGGUCUUGCAGAGAAGAAGGAGCACCUGAAGCAUGGUAGAGAGGUGGUUGACCAUGUUGCAUCCCACGUCAAAGGACACGCCAAGUCGCACAAGCCUCACAAGAAGCACCACCACCAGUCGCAGGAUGAGCACUCCCGCCGGAAGGCUCGCUCCCACUCCUCCAAACACCACUCGCAUAAAUCAGGACACCCCCACAAACACCAUUCGGCAUCCCGUCGCCAUUAGAUAUCCUAUUUAUAUCCUAGCUUAUAUGUGUGUAAGCCAUUUCCAAAAUAAAAACAAAGAUCCCUAAAAUA
Molecule: messenger RNA, 585 nt
Organism: Drosophila ananassae
Lineage: Eukaryota; Metazoa; Arthropoda; Insecta; Diptera; Drosophilidae
Product: histidine-rich glycoprotein
Exons: 2
Coding region: 134-514 (126 amino acids)
Source: RefSeq, a predicted model, not a curated record